This is a messenger RNA of Macrosiphum euphorbiae (potato aphid), 4161 nucleotides long. Lineage: Eukaryota; Metazoa; Arthropoda; Insecta; Hemiptera; Aphididae. The record is from the annotation of a GenBank genome assembly.
AUGGAAUUUAAUAAGCCAAAUCCACUAAUAAUGUCCGGCAAUCUGGCCGAAAACUUCCGCACGUUCCGGCAAAGUGUUCAGAUUUACUUCGACGCAACUGAAUCGCAUUUGAAAAGACCGGCGACACAGGUAGCUAUAAUAUUAAAUUUGUUGGGCCCUGAAGCAUUAAAAAUUUAUAACACAUUGAAGCCUAAAGAGAAUACUGUCAUUGAAGUAUUAAGGGCCUUGGAGGAAUACUGCAUCCCUAGAAGAAAUCAAACAAUGGAGUUAUAUAAAUUCUUUACCAGAAAGCAAUUGGAAGGCGAAAACUUUGAUAAGUUUUAUUCGGAUCUGAGAGAUCAGGCAAAGUCUUGUGAGCUAGGGGAUUGCGAGGAUAAAUUAGUAAAAUCGCAAAUCAUUCUUGGUGUUGCUGAUCGAGACUUGCAAGCACAAUUGCUACGUGAUGACCUGUCUCUGGAAAAGGUAGUACGCCAUUGCAAGGCAAAAGAACAAAUGGAGAUCAACAGAAAACUAGUACAGGAUGAAGUCAAAUUAGUCUACAACGUCGAAGAUGGUCAAAAGAAACAUCAAGUUACAAAAGGAAGACAUUUCGAGCAGAGGACAACACAGACUGGCAGUGGCAAAGGAUGGUCAAACAAAACUCAGUCAAAUCAGUAUAGCAGCUCAGAUAGGGUAUCAAGUAAGAAUAAUUGUAAUAAACCAAAUGUAAAGGGUGUAAAUUAUAUAAAUGACUGUAAUAGAUGUGGUAAAUCGCACAAAGUAAGGGAAUGCCCUGCAUAUAAAAAAAAUUGUAGUAACUGUGGUUUACUAAAUCAUUUUAGAAACAAGUGUAGAUCAGGAAAAAGUAAAUUAGAAAAUCAAGUUGAUAACUUAGAAAUGGAAUUUUCAAUAGAUUCUUUGGAGGUAAAGAUCAUGAAUACAGAGCUCGCAUAUGGAGAAAUUAAAAAAUCUUGGAUUGAUCAUAUUAGAAUGAAUGGUGUUGAACAAAAAAUUAAAUUGGAUACUGGGGCUGAGCUAAAUGUAAUGUCUUAUAAAUUAUUUAAACAGUUUAAUGGUCUAAAUCUAAAUAAAAGUAAUGUAAUAAUUAAAUCAUUUGGUGGUUAUACCACAAACUCUAAGGGAAAUACUUUAUUUGAAUUAGAGCAUAAGGGUAAGAAAAUAAAAAGAGUAUUUGAAGUAGUUGAUUAUGAUGGGUUACCACUUUUGAGUUUUGAGGCAUGCUUGUCAUUAAAUUAUAAAUUAUCUGAGGUUAAUGAAUUAAAUAUUUUAAAUAAACAAAGUGAAAAGGAAAAGUUCAUACAAAAGAAUAAAGAGAUAUUUGAGGGUAUUGGAAAAUUCCCAGACAGGAUUAAAAUUAAAUUAAAAAAUAACCCAAAUCCGGUUUGUAACCCACCUAGGAGAGUGCCAAUCAAGAUAUUUGAUAAAUUAAGGGAGCAACUAAAUUUAAUGGUUAAACUAGAGUUGAUAGAACCAUGCAGUGAACCAAGUGAAUGGCAGAGCAACCUAGUAGUUGUUGAAAAACCUGAUGGCACAUUGAGAAUAUGUCUAGAUCCGAAGGACAUUAACGCUAAUAUAUUAAGAGAGAUGUACCAAAUACCUACGCUUGAAGAAAUAAGGCCUGCACUUGCUAAUAAAAAAUUCUAUAGUUUGUUAGACUUAAAAGAUGGUUUUUAUCAUUGCGAGUUAGAUGAGGUCUCUAGUAAUAUAUGCACUUUUAGUAGUCCUUUUGGCUCAUAUAAGUUUAAACGAUUACCAUUUGGUUUGUCUGUGGCUCCUGAAAUAUUCCAAAAAUUAAUGGUGAAAUACUUUGGGGAAAUCGCAGGUGUUCAGAUUUACUUUGAUGAUAUAUUGAUUUGUUCUGAUAGUAAGUCUGAGCAUGAUUUAAUAUUGGAAAAAGUAACAGAAAAUGCCCGUAAGUUUAAUGUUAAAUUCAAUGCUAAAAAAUUUCAAUACUGUGUUAGUGAGGUCAAAUUUUUAGGUUUCAUAUUCAAUGAGUUUGGUGUUACUCCUGAUCCUGAUAGAAUUAGGGUAAUUCAGGAAUUGAAUGAACCUACAAAUAAAAAAGAACUUCAGUCAUUUCUUGGUAUGAUUAAUUACCUAAGAUCAUUUCUACCAAACUUGUCUGAAAUUGUCACCCCAUUUAGGGAAUUAUUAAAAAAAAAUGCUCUGUGGAAUUGGAAUAAACAGUGUCAUUUGACUUUUAUCAAACUUAAAGAAUUUCUUUGUAAAAUACCUACAUUAAAAAAUUUUGAUAGCAAAUCGGGAUUGGAAAUUCAGUGUGAUGCAUCCGAGAAAGCGAUAGGUUGUUGUAUUUCACAGAUGAAAAGCCCUAUACAUUUUGCAUCAAGAUGUUUAAGUGAAACAGAGGUUGCAUACGCUCAGAUAGAAAAGGAAAUGUUGGCAAUAUCAUUUGCCUGUACAAAGUUCCACUCAUUAAUUUAUGGUCAAAAAAUUAAAAUUUAUACUGACCACCAACCUCUUGUGUCCAUUAUGAAGAAAGAUAUUCAUAAAAUUCCGAAUAACCGUUUAAAAAGACUCAGACUUAAGCUUUUAAUUUAUGAAAUAGAGUUGCAAUACUUACCAGGUCGUUAUAUGUACAUUGCUGACCUUUUAAGCAGAAAUUUUAUUAAAAGGAGUAGUAUUGGUGAGGAAAGUCUAACUGAUGUCAUUCAUACAGUGUGUGAUAUUGAGCUAGCAUAUAAAAAUUCAAAAGAACAGGAGUUUAUACAGAAAACCCAAGAUGAUGAGGUACUUGGAAAGGUACUUGUUUAUUGUAAAUCUGGGUGGCCUAGGACAAUUAUUGAGGAUGGUGAGCUCAAACAUUAUUCGAAGUUAAAAAAUGAAAUUAUAAGUAGCGAGGGACUAUUAUAUUAUCAAUCUAGGCUUUUAAUUCCAAAAACAUUAAGAAAAUACAUAAUACAUAAAUUGCAUGAAACCCACCUAGGGAUCACAAAAACUAAGGCCAGAGCUAGACAAUUAUUCUAUUUCCCUGGUAUAAAUACACAAAUUGAAAACUAUAUACUGUCUUGUGCUGUGUGUUUAAAAUUUAGUAGGUCGAAAAUUAAGGAACCAAUGCUAUCUCACACAAUUCCAGACAUUCCGUUUUAUAAAAUCGCAAUUGAUAUAGCAGAGUUUGGGGGAAAGAGCUAUUUAGUCAUUGUUGACUAUUAUUCAAGAUGGAUCGAAAUAUUAAAAUUAUUUAAUAAAACAAGUGACGCAGUCAUAGAAGUCCUUAAGCAAUUGUUUGGUAGAUUAGGUAUCCCUAGACAACUAAUUGCUGACAAUAUGCCAUUUGGUAGCUUUAAGUUCAGGGAAUUUUCAAACAAAUGGAAUUUCCAAAUUAUAACAUCAAGCCCACAUUAUGCUCAGAGCAAUGGUCUAGCUGAACGAGGGGUUAGCAUCGCUAAAGAUAUGUUAAAAAAAAGUCACCACACAGGGAUGGAUAUUGAUUUCUAUCUAUUGGCAUACAGAAAUACUCCAAUCUCUGGGUUACAAUAUAGUCCGGCCCAACUACUACAAAGCAGAGAAUUAAGGAGCACGAUGCUAGUUGAUAAAAGUAAAUUCAAACCCAAAGUAGUGUCGUGUCAUGAUAAAAUAUUACAAAAUAAAGAAAAACAAAAAUAUUUCUAUGAUAGGACAGCAAAGAAAGGAGUAGAAACAUUUGUUGAGGGACAAUUGGUCUAUGUACAGGAUAAGUUUAAUAAAACAUGGAGUGAGGGUGAAAUUUUAGAAAAAUUAAAAGAGCCAAGAAGCUAUAAAAUAAAAACAAAAAAUGGAAAUACAGUGAGAAGAAACGUACAGUGGUUAAAAAAGAGAACACAAAAUGGGUAUAAUGACGUUGGAGAAAAUGAAAAUGAUACUGAAACUGUUAAUAAUGAGACUGAAAAUGAAAAUAAUGAAAAUGAUACUGAAACUGUGAAUAAUGAGACUGAAAAUGAUACUGAAACUGUGAAUAAUGAGACUGAAAAUGAUACUGAAACUGUGAAUAAUGAGACUGAAAAUGAUACUGAAACUGUUAAUAAUGAGACUGAAAAUGAAAAUAAUGAAAAUGAUACUGAAACUGUGAAUAAUGGAAUUGAAAAAGAAAAUGAAAGUACUAAUGAUGGUAUAAAAAGAACCAAAAGAGGUAGAGUAAUUAAAACACCCAAAAGGUAUUUGUAA